AUGUCUGUCUCUAAGGUCGCACUCAUAACGGCUAGCUCGGCGGGAUUGGGGGCUCAGAUUGCUCGCGCCUUUGCGCCUGACUUUCGUGUGGUCAUCAACUAUUCCUCAAACUCGGAACGCGCGCAGGAGCUCAUCAAAGAGUUGUCCUCUAUACCCGGCAGUUCCUCGGAAGCAACCCCUCGGUUCCACCUGGUCCAAGGCGACAUGUCCUCGAAGACAUCAGUACAAAGUCUGGUCAAGGAGACGAUCGAGAAAAUGGGCCGCUUGGAUGUCGUCGUCUCAAAUGCAGGCUGGACACGCAUGACGACAUUCACCGACAUCGAGCAACAAGUCAACGACGACGACUGGGACAAGUGCUUCACCAUGAACGUAAAAACACAUCUUUGGCUCGCCUACACGGCAAAAGACGCAUUAGCAGAGACAGAGGGUACUUUUAUUUCUACGGCCAGUGUGGCUGGUGUCAAGCCCAGUGGCUCCAGUGUCCCAUACGCCGUCACCAAAGCUGCGCAGAUCCACCUCAUGAAAAGCUUAGCUGUUAUACUGGCGCCCAAGAUCAGAGUGAAUAGCAUUAGCCCGGGCAUGCUGUUGACAGAGUGGGGCCUCAAGUUUCCGGAGGCGAAGCGUACGGCGGCGAUUAAUAAUACCAAGUUGAAGAGACUGGCAGUGGUGGAGGAUGUGGCUGAUCAAGUGCGGACGCUGGCGUUGAGUAAGAGUAUAACCGGUCAGAAUAUCUGUAUCGAUGUACACAUUUAUUUCUUGUCUUCUAACCUUUCCACCUUGUACGACUGUGACAAUCUCUCUAUCAUGGCACUGCGCAUCGGACAAGUACUCCGCGGUGCGAAGGGAACAUAUGAGUUGUCGCAUUCACUCAAGGGUUCCACCGUGUUCAAAGCUAGACGGCUUCUAACUCCGUCUCAACCUGCGCAAUGGGCUAUGAUCAAGGGAGCCGAAACUGAUAUCGAGAGGCUAUGUCUGAGACGCGAGUGGUAUAAUUACAGAUUCAACGAGAUUGCUACAAGCCCGUACAUACGUGUGCUGCAUGAUACGAUCUCCUUGAAUGAAGACCAGAACAAACCAUCAUGCUUGGUAUUCGAAUGGAUGGACGAGGACUUGACGUCAAUCACGAAGCGCAGGUUUCGGAGCGACACAAAACUACUCAAGACUGUCUCCAAAGCCGUGUUAUCGGCACUUGAAGUUCUUAAAUAUCUUAAUGUCAUGCACACAGAUAUCAACCCUAAUAACAUUUUCCUGUCGGACAUAGACGGGCCUGCCCCAAUCGUCAAAGUUGGAGAUCUUGGUAAUGCGAUCAUGGAUAGCUCCACGAAACAGCGAUGUCAAAGUCUACCUUGCAGAGCACCCGAAGUCUGGCAGGGUUCACCAUGCCGUCACGCGUCCGACAUAUGGUCUUUGGGCGUCACCCUGACAACAAAAUUAUCACCACUGAUGUUGUUUGGUGCAGCUGACCAACGUGUCGUUACACAUACGGAAGCCUGGUGCAUCGCGAAGAUCAUGCGACUAGUUGGUCCAAUCAAACGCCCUACCGAAUGUGAAGCCUACAAACAAGAAUUUGAGCUCGCGGAACAGAUUGCGCUGAUGGAUCACCCACUCGGACACAUGAAGCUCAUCUCGAGAGAACACUGGCGUCAAGAACUCGAGGACAUCCCAGACCCACCUGUGUCUCCUGAUCUACUCGACUUCAUCGAAACACUACUUGUCAUCGAUCCCGACAAGAGACCAACGGCUACGGAAGCGUUGAUGCAUCCAUACUUGAAGGCCUCUUUGGACGAUUCGAAGAUUUAUGAAGGGUAUGUGUCGGACAGUUCUAUCACGCUCGGCAGUGAUGAAAGCUGGACGGAGAUGAGCUUCACUGAAGGCAAGGGAAUGACGGCAAAAGUGAACAAAGUCGCUGUUUGA
Molecule: messenger RNA, 1914 nt
Organism: Plenodomus lingam JN3
Lineage: Eukaryota; Fungi; Ascomycota; Dothideomycetes; Pleosporales; Leptosphaeriaceae
Source: RefSeq, a predicted model, not a curated record